Drosophila simulans is the source of this 550-nucleotide messenger RNA. RefSeq lists its product as uncharacterized. The transcript has 4 exons. Bases 64 to 501 code for a protein of 145 amino acids. The record is from RefSeq and is a predicted model, not a curated record. Lineage: Eukaryota; Metazoa; Arthropoda; Insecta; Diptera; Drosophilidae.
ACUUACAUUGUUACAUCAAGUUUAUAAAACAUCAUUUAAAACAGGUACAGCUGUUUAUUUAAAAUGGAAAAGUAUAGUAUUCUGAUGUGUAUCAUAGCAACGGUAGUUUUUUCAGAAGUCUUUGCCAGUCAACCAGGACCAUGUCGUAAUUUGUCCCAAAGAUAUGCACCAAGCAAAAUAAAAGGCAAAAUGGUACAUAGAUCGCUUUAUCUAGAUAUUUUUUCAAAAAGAAAGACAACAGUAAAGCCUCUUAGUAUAUGCCUUCGCGAGAUCUUUCCACCAACUAGACUGAAAAACUACACGGUUAUAGGCACGGAUAAUAAGAAUUUUGUUGUUCUAUACAAAUGUGAAUACAAUCCCAUUUCACAAUCCAAUACCGAGUCUGUCAAUACUUACACAAAAUGGAAAAUUCCGGCUGCAGCCACCUUAAAAAGAAUUUCACAGGCCUACAAAAAGAAUGGCCUGCAGGAAAGCAAAGUUUUGUUAUUGUGCCAAUUGUAGCAUACAGCCUGCCAUGGUAAAAGUGUUUUCUUGUCACACGAGCGACUCU